AUGAGUACAUUGCCGCAACCUCUCCUUCAUGCCUUGGACAACAUUAGAUUCUACACCAAAGACGCGUUUUCAUCCAUUACGAGCUGCAUAUGCCAACAGCAGUCCAAGCUGAAGAUCAAUGGUCGGACGUUCGCUAUCAUCAAGGUUCUCGGAGAGGGAGGGUUCUCAUUUGUUUACCUGGCGAGAGAUGAGAAUAGCCAGAGGGAGUUUGCAUUGAAAAAAAUACGCUGUCCAACUGGAUCCGAAGGCGUCAAGGACGCGAUGCGAGAGGUAGAGGCCUACCGACGUUUCAAGCAUCCCAAUAUCAUCCGGAUUUUGGACUCUGCCGUCAUUCAGGACCCGGAAGGCGAGGGGAAGAUCGUCUACCUUUUUCUACCAAUAUAUAAGCGUGGAAAUCUUCAAGACGCGAUAAAUACCAACACUCAAACGAAUUCACAUUUCUCUGAACGUCAAAUGCUCCGCCUCUUCAAGGGCACCUGCGAAGCAGUACGCGCAAUGCAUACUUACCGGACACCGGCCUCUUCCUCCUCUUCACCUCCGUCGUCUUCGCAAUCUCGUGGCCCUGCAGCGCGGGACCAUGAUGAAGAUGACGACGAUGACGAAAUGUUUCCUCACCCAGAGGGAGAUGCAGAAGGUGGCUAUUCAUAUGGUGGAUCCGGAGGAAACGCAUCCAGUGUUCCUCUUGUGACACGACAGAGACUGGACGAUGGCGAUGUCGUGUUUGAUGGAGACGAAGAUGCCUCUAAUGUGGUACAAGGUAGUACAGGGGAGUUGGUACCCUACGCGCACAGGGAUUUGAAGCCAGGGAAUGUGAUGAUUGCGGAUGAUGGAUCAACGCCCAUAUUGAUGGAUUUUGGCAGUUGUGUGAAAGCCAGGAUACCUAUUCAGAACCGGUCGCAAGCGUUGUUGCAACAGGACAUUGCCGCAGAGCAUAGCACAAUGGCCUACCGUGCUCCUGAACUGUUUGAUGUCAAGACGGGUAACACUCUCGACGAAAAAGUCGAUAUCUGGUCACUAGGCUGCACACUCUUCGCGCUUGCCUACUCCCACUCGCCUUUUGAGAACACCCAGACAACAGAACAAGGUGGCUCAAUAGCGAUGGCUGUGCUGAAUGCGCGGUAUAAGCACCCGCCUUCGCAGUACUCACCUACUCUCAAAAGCCUUAUUGAUAGCAUGUUGAAAGUCAAUCCUCAGGAGCGACCUGAUAUUCACCAAGUGCUUGAAAUGACGAACCGAGCGCUACAGGGCUAG
This is a messenger RNA of Heterobasidion irregulare TC 32-1, 1251 nucleotides long. RefSeq lists its product as uncharacterized. Gene Ontology annotation, cellular component: cytoplasm; Golgi apparatus. The record is from RefSeq and is a predicted model, not a curated record. Gene Ontology annotation, biological process: protein phosphorylation; regulation of vacuole fusion, non-autophagic; vacuolar protein processing. The coding region runs from base 1 to 1251 and encodes 416 amino acids. Gene Ontology annotation, molecular function: ATP binding; protein serine/threonine kinase activity. NCBI's taxonomy places the organism in Eukaryota, Fungi, Basidiomycota, Agaricomycetes, Russulales, Bondarzewiaceae. The transcript has 10 exons.